Molecule: messenger RNA, 3474 nt
Organism: Ictalurus punctatus (channel catfish)
Lineage: Eukaryota; Metazoa; Chordata; Actinopteri; Siluriformes; Ictaluridae
Gene: evx2
Product: even-skipped homeobox 2
Exons: 3
Coding region: 576-1823 (415 amino acids)
Biological process (GO): regulation of transcription by RNA polymerase II
Cellular component (GO): nucleus
Molecular function (GO): DNA-binding transcription factor activity, RNA polymerase II-specific; RNA polymerase II cis-regulatory region sequence-specific DNA binding
Source: RefSeq, a predicted model, not a curated record
UCUAAGCAGAAGGGAGGAACAAUAGAGAAUCAAAGUAUAAUGAUAUUCCUAAAUGAAGAGGGAAAUGUUGCCGCACUCAUUUUAUUAAUCAGACUGUCAAUUUCACCCCAGAGGCCAAACCCAGGAGCCAUCUAAAGCAGACGCAGAUCAGCGACGGGACAGCAGCUCCUCUCCUCACUUCUCCCCUCUCCCUCCACCUGGAUAUGAGGCUUUGAGCAAGCUCAGCCCGACUACAUCAUUUCUCUGACAGUCCCGCUCCUAUUUAUUUGCUUAUAAACCUGUUACAAUAAAUGAUCAUUCCAGCAGCGUCACGCGCACCUUUAACGACGAUACCGCGAACCACUUUUUUUGAUGAAUGACAUUUCGGACCGGAGAGGAUGCACGGGUCAUUUUGAGCAGUCAUUCGUUGCCUGCACUGGCAUUCGUCUGUUUUUUUUUUUCUUUCUUUCGUCUUACCCAUAAAGGUGUUAUAUUAUUUAGUGCCAGUAGCAGAGCUGACGGCGGAUUAGCUACGCCACAAAUUCAUCGGAGUACCAGCGGCGCCGGGACUUGGGCUUUUUUUUCUGCGCUACUUCAUGAUGGAGAGGAUAAGAAAAGAGAUGAUUCUGAUGGAAAGGGGGCUUCACAGUCCUGUGUCAGGCAAGAGGCUCUCGAACCUGUCCGAGUCGAACGGAAACGCGGUACUCGAGGCCCUCGAAAAUUCUCAGCACGCGGGGCGACUGAGCCCGAGAAUCACUUCCGCUUCGCUACACGCUAGCCUGGGCGACGUACCCAGCAAAGGCAAAUUCGAAAUAGACAGCUUAUUCGGAAACCACCACGCUAGUGACAACAGUUCAUCUGCGGAAAUCUCGUCCUCGGAAACCAGGAAGAAAUCAAAUCUGUAUCCUGAAGUUUCUACCGACUCCGAAAUGAAUAGCGAUGUGGAAGUGGGCUGCCCAUCUCAUCGCUCCCCAAACAGUGUCAGCCAACACAAGGAAAACAAUAAUAAAGGUUUCUCAGACAGUAAUUCGGGGACUUCGAGCUCAGGUUCUUCGUCUAUCUCCAAUCAUAACGGAAACUCCAUCGGCAGCUCGACCAACUCAAACACGGACCAGGUGCGGCGAUACCGGACUGCUUUUACUAGGGAACAAAUUGGGAGACUGGAAAAGGAAUUUUACAGGGAAAACUACGUUUCAAGACCCAGGAGAUGUGAACUAGCUGCAGCGUUAAACCUACCUGAAACAACUAUAAAGGUGUGGUUCCAGAAUCGGCGAAUGAAGGACAAGAGGCAGCGCCUGGCCAUGUCCUGGCCACAUCCAGCCGAUCCCAGUUUCUACACUUACAUGAUGACGCACGCAGCCGCCACCGGAAGUCUGCCGUACCCAUUCCAUUCUCACAUGCCCCUGCACUACUACCCGCACGUGGGCGUCACGGCCGCAGCCGCGGCGGCUGCGGCCUCGGGGGCCGCAUCAUCACCAUUCGCCACCUCCAUCCGGCCCCUUGACACCUUUCGAGCGCUCUCCCAUCCGUAUUCGCGUCCGGAGUUGCUCUGCAGCUUUCGGCAUCCCGGACUGUACCAGUCGCCGGCGGGCCUCAACAGUUCGGCUGCGGCAGCAGCUGCGGCGGCGGCGGCGGCGGUGAGCGCACCGUCGGCUAGUGCGUGCUCGUGCCUCAGCUGCCACAGCGGCGGCGCGCUCAGUUCUCGCAGCGCGGGCUCGGACUUCACAUGCACGGCGAGUGCGCCCAGGUCCGAAAGCGGAUUUCUACCCUAUUCGGCUGCCGUAUUGAGUAAAACCGCCGUGCCCUCGCCAGACCAGAGAGAGGAAAGUGCCCUCAAUAGAUAACUUGACACUUGAACAUGUAACGAAAGCUACUUUUGAUUUUAAUCAACAUCGUGUUGUUAGCGCAUUCAAAGUACUAAGGACAUUUUUCCAAGCCAUUCCAAGCACCACCCAUUAUCCAAGAUUAUAAAAUAUAAACAAUUAUUAAAAUAAUAACAUCCGGAACUAGCGCCACAUGUAAAAAAAAGAAGAAGAAGAAGAAGAAGAAGAAGAAGAAGAAGAAGAAGAAGAAGAAAGAUUCGGCAUCGAGAAAACUAUAUGGCUAAAUAAAUAGCAGAUACCCCCCCCCCCCCCCCCCAUUAAUUUUUUUCACCCCUACUUUUCGUCUUCAAAUAUUAUGACAGCACACACCUCUUUCGUGCUCUAAAGAGAAUAAUACGGUGCUUGUGCAACUUUUAGUGUCUACUGAGGUACCAGGAUGAGGAUGAUGACGAUGCCGUUCAGGGACUUCCUUAAUUCGAUGGAGCUAUAGGCGCCGAGACUCUACACUGCUUCCACAGUGUCAAUUCUGAUGUUAAUAAUGUGCAGAUUAUGACGAAAAUUGCCAAUCAUGCACCUUGAUGGAGCUCCUUUGAAAGCGAAAACGUAAGGAAGUUCCCUGUUCUGAGACCCGAUGUCACAUCAUAACAACCCGCUGUGGGAAGUCAUUAGACGAGGCAGAUAAAGGACCUCGUGCUUCAUACAUUGUUAUUGGUUCAUACUGUACAGUAACAAACGUGGCAUUCGUUAUCUGAAGAAUUAAAAAAAAAAAAAAAAAAAAAAAAAAAAAACCUCCCCUUCCGCUGAGUCCUAUUUCCAGUCUCCUUAUUGGAGCUUUAGUCGUUGUGGGUAGAAUUUUCUCUGAGCUGUGUUCCGCUGAUGCGAGCAGCCUCAUUAAAUACGAACCGAUAUUUCCAUAAUGCUCCCAACAGAGACUCUUCACUCACAUUGUAACGGGAUUAUCCGCACAAGCCCAAACUUUAGACAAAUUGCUCAUGCAUUUCUGUCUGCAUGCAUAUUUUUUGUCACCUAGGUAAUAUUUUGCCCGUUAGACAACUGCAUUUUAACAAACGCAAAACAGCACUUGUAUAGCCAGUUAUGAAUGGUGAGAUAUUUUGUCAUAACAUACAUAGUAUAGAUCAGAUAGAAUUAAACCAAAAUACCGACAGCUAUGUGAACUUUCAGCGUUGUAUUUAUUUAUUUAUUUCAAUGAGUUAGACAUCUAUUUAAUUCAAGUGACUGGCUGAAUGUUUGAGUUUGUUUUAGGUGCUCUAACAGUUCUACACACAUGUAAUGUCGAGACCAGAGUUUAAAAUAAAUAUCAAGACAUCCAAGACAGAAUACAGAAAUGCAGGACAUAUACCAAAUGGUCAUUGUAUAUAAUGCAUAUUAGAUUGCUGAUAAAGUUUCGAAGGUUAAAGGGUUUUAUACAUUAGUAGGGGAUGCGAAGGGUUGGUUCUCGCUAUAGAAACAGUUUGUUCAAUGAAUGGGAGUAAAAAAAAAAUCCUGUGUUUUGCCCUCCUCCCCAGGAUCGCUGUGAUUCAUGACUCUUUAAAUUACGUUUCUGUAUUUUAAAUAUUAUCAACUGUAUGAUUUUUCAUAUUUUCAAUUGAGAAAUAUGUGCAAUAUAAAAUGUAAAUUAUGUUAUUUAUUGAUGGUGUUUGUUCUUGGGGAA